This is a messenger RNA of Humulus lupulus (European hop), 366 nucleotides long. RefSeq lists its product as uncharacterized. The transcript has a single exon. The coding region runs from base 1 to 366 and encodes 121 amino acids. The record is from RefSeq and is a predicted model, not a curated record. NCBI's taxonomy places the organism in Eukaryota, Viridiplantae, Streptophyta, Magnoliopsida, Rosales, Cannabaceae.
AUGUUGGGUCACGAUCCGAGUAGAGUUCGGACUCGGAGGCAGGUUCCAGAGUUGGGUCUCAUAGCUGGGUCAAAUGCAGGAUCGAGAUCUGGGUCGGGUUCGGGCUCGGAGGCAAGUUCCAGAGCAGGGUCACAUGCUGGGUCAAGGACCGGGCCAAGAUCAGGUAAAAGCAACGGACAUGGGGAAGUUCAAGGGAGUGGUCGUGGUUCUAGAAGUGGUGGUGGUGGUCAAGGUAAUGGUAGAGGGGGCGGCUCCGGUGACGCCUCCGGCGACGGUGGUAGCUAUGGUGAGGGUUAUGGCGGAGGAGGCGAUGAUUUUAUUUUGAAAGAAAGGCCAAGACAUGCAAGACAUAUAUAUGAUGAAUAA